AGGAGCAGGUCACGUCGCAUGGUACUUUGACCGUGACAGCGCACUGACAGCUCCCAGCAGGGAGGGACUGGAGGCGGUGGCUUUGUGCAUAGGGAUAGGCCGAGGCUAACACUCAGCCAGUGCAGGCUACAGGCUAGAAGCUUCGCCAACAUGCAGGCCCGGAGCUGCAGCCUUCUCUCUGAGGUCAGCACGAGCCGCCUGUCCGUCCUUCACCGACAUCUUACUGCAGUUCCUGUAUCCGCUCUAGCUACAACCACUAACUAUCCAUCAGAAUUUAGCUAUACUCUGGAUAACCAUCUUCUGACAGCAGAACAGAGACAGUUCUAUGAGGAAAAUGGUUUUCUCGUGAUUAAAAAUCUGGUUUCCAAUCGUGACAUAGAUCUCUUCAGGAAUGAGUUUGAAAGACUGUGCAAGAGAGAGGUGACUGCACCUGGCCUGAUGAUCAUGAGAGAUGUUGCCAUUGCCAAAUCAGAGUAUGUCCCAGAUGAGAAAGCAGUUACCAAGGUGCAAGAUUUCCAGGAAGUCCCUGAACUAUUCAGAUACUGCUGUCUGCCUCAGAUUUUACAAUACGUGGAGUGUUUCACUGGACCCAAUGUCAUGGCUAUGCACACUAUGCUUAUCAACAAACCUCCAGAUCCAGGUAAAAAGACUUCUCGCCACCCAAUGCAUCAAGACCUGCACUACUUCCCCUUCAGACCUGCGGAACGCAUUGUCUGUGCGUGGACAGCUAUGGAACGAAUUGACCGCAGCAAUGGAUGCCUUGUAGUUCUUCCAGGAACUCACAAAGGCACACUCAAGCAACAUGACUAUCCAGAGUGGGAGGGAGGAGUGAAUAAGAUGUACCAUGGAGUGCGUGAUUAUGAUUCCAGCAUUCCUAGAGUCCACCUUGUUAUGGAAAAAGGUGACACCGUAUUCUUUCACCCCUUGCUUAUUCACGGCUCUGGAAUGAACAGGACUGCAGGUUUCAGAAAGGCGAUCUCGUGCCAUUAUGCCAGCGCAGACUGUAACUAUAUUAAUGUGAAGGGGACUACUCAAGAGAACAUUGAAAGGGAAGUGGCAGAAAUUGCAUUGAAGCGCUAUGGAAUUGAGUCUGAAAUCGCUCUGAAGGACAUAUGGAGGGUGAGAGGACGCCUUGUGCAGGGAGAAAGAACCAAUCUAUAACUUUGUCAUGAAAAGAAGAAUAUCAAAAUUACAAAGAAUAUGAAAAUCUUCUUUAAUUUAUGUAACCUGUUGUGUUAAAACAUAAAUUACACAAGUCUAAUACACUUGUUUUUUUGCAAAAAGUUCUUAGGAAUUUAUCAAAAUAAACUCACAAAUUUGCAAAAUGAUGUGUCAAAUCUUAAAAAGUAGCACUUUCAACACUAUUUUUAAUUAGUUAAUAUUACAAUUAUCUGGUUUUAAAAUUAAAGUGACAGAAACAGAUACGAUAGAGCUGAUAGCUUUUCUGUAUAGUCUGUAAGCCGUUUGUUUUUUACACAAUUUAGUACCUCAGAAUUAUGUAGAUUAAAUUAACGUUGAACAUUAAACACCUUGUAUGUACAGUUCUUAUCCUGCACCUUUAAGUAUCAUAAACUUACCUCAAGAAAAUAGAUUUUUGGAGACAUUUUGAAUUUUUCCGCCACCCCAUUUUGUUGUUUUCUUCUUUCAUAAUGUUUUCAUGACAUGAAUGUGCAGCAGCCAUAUUAGAUCAGAAGAACCAAAGCCAAAUAUACAACAGUAAUCAACUGUAUAAUGCACUAUAAAGAAAUCUAAUUUCUAGUCCUGUUGCAUUUUUUUUUUCUGCAUUGUUUUUUUUUUUUUUUUUUCUUUUAAAAAACUAAACUUAAGUACAAAGCACUUUAAUUACAUGUACCCCUUUAAGUACAAGGCUUGUAAUGGGUGUUUUUCUGUUUUGCCAUGCUAAUUGUCACAUUCUAACAGGUCUGCUUAGGUUAUUUGUCAAAUGGGAGAAAAUAGAUUACUCAACACACCUUUUGUAUUACCCAAUUACAAGCUUAAAUAUUCUGGAUUUGAAUUAAUGAUUGAUGUAAGAGGGCUAAUUUGAAUCUUACAUUCUUUAUCCAUUACCCAUGUACCAUAAAUAUUAAUUAAAAAAAACUUGUAACUUUAAUUGAACAUUUAAAUAAAAUGUUACUGCAGCAAAUUUA
Messenger RNA from Bombina bombina (fire-bellied toad), 2147 nucleotides. RefSeq names its product phytanoyl-CoA 2-hydroxylase (gene PHYH). NCBI's taxonomy places the organism in Eukaryota, Metazoa, Chordata, Amphibia, Anura, Bombinatoridae. The transcript is spliced from 9 exons. The record is from RefSeq and is a predicted model, not a curated record. Gene Ontology annotation, biological process: fatty acid alpha-oxidation. Gene Ontology annotation, molecular function: phytanoyl-CoA dioxygenase activity. Bases 151 to 1161 code for a protein of 336 amino acids.